ACCCGAUCUAACCUGGCAACCUGGCCUCCCUUUGUCCCCCAUGCAGCCAUUUCAUAUCUGACAUAUCCACAGUCCACCACACCACACCACACCACACCACACCACACCACAGGCCUGCCUUCAUACUGAUACGUGCCAUGGCACAGAGGCGCCAGGGUGGUGGGCUGAGAAAUGGGGAAUAAGCAGACGAUCUUCACGGCGCAGCAGCUUGAUGCCUAUCAGGACUGCACAUUCUUCACAAGGAAGGAAAUUCUAAGACUAUUCGACCGUUAUCGAGACUUGGCACCGCAGCUCGUUCCUCUCGACUACACAGACCAGCCAGAUGUGAGGCUACCAUACGAGCUCAUUGGCAGCAUGCCAGAACUGAAGGACAACCCGUUCCGCCAGAGGAUUGCUGAGGUUUUCUCAGAGGACGGAGAGGGAAACAUGACCCUGGAUGACUUCCUGGAUAUGUUCUCCGUGCUGAGUGAGAUGGCUCCACGAGAUCUGAAGGCCUACUAUGCAUUUAAAAUCUACGACUUCAACAAUGAUGACUUCCUGUGUAAGUCUGACCUGGAGAAGACGCUGAACAAGCUGACACGGAAUGAGCUAACGGAGGACGAGGUCAGGAUGGUAUGUGAGAAGGUGAUCGACGAGGCCGACCUGGACAAUGAUGGACGUCUCUCACUGGAGGACUUCCAGCACAUGAUCGUCCGUGCUCCAGACUUCCUCAGCACCUUCCAUAUAAGGAUAUGAAGACUAAAGAGAUGCCAUGGACACUACCACCAUGGAUCCAAACAUUUUCUCUACCAAAGAUGUUAUAGGGACCUUUAAAGUGUGCACUAUGCAGGCUUAGGCUAGUUGUUUUUUACUUUGAUGUAGGCUGGAGACAGCCCACUGACCUGUUGACAGCUGAAUAGUCUAUUAUUAUAGAGCUAUUGUAGCUAUCAGGACAGGGCUCAUUAGCUAUGACGGCCAACAGUUGAUUUGUAUUCUCUUCUAUGAAGGCUCAGUUACACCGGGCUAUAAAAUAAACAUCUUCCCCCAUAUUUCACUGAACCAUGGAGGGGCAAUUGAGGGUGAGGCAUCUGUGUCAUGGAUGAAUUAACUCUCCAUUAUAAAAUCAUGGGUUCAGCUAACAGUCAAUUGUCCUUAAUCAUUCUGGAUACAUUCAUACAAUUUCAUUUAAAGAGGCAAUCUGGGAUUCAAACAACAACAAAGCAGUCAUGCACCCAAACUAUUUUUUGGUAAACAGCUGAGGGAUGGGGCUGGAGAAAUGUAACCACUCUCAAAUUCAUAGAUGGAGCUAUGGCUGCGAGGACUGACCAUUGAUAGUUUCAAGGUAUACCGUGUUUGUUUACAAUUAUAUUGUUUACAAUUUCUCUUAGUAAAACAAGCUUGUAUUUGGGGUUCUGAUGAGGUAAGACAGUCGAACUAAGCUCAUGCGGAAUGUAUACGUUUAUUCUUCAAGAAUCAGUGACUAUAUAUUAAGAUUAAAGUCCAAAAAUGCAUGUACAAAGUCCAGAUUGCCCCUUUGAAGAGAAACAAUUAUGACUCACAGCUCUUUAAAAUAAUUAUAUUUCAUUCAAUCAAAAGUGCAGAUAUCUACAAAACUGUAGAUCAAUUUCAAUAUGAUUGUAUUAAGUACAGUACAAUUCAAGUAGAUCUCUUCUCUCUUUUGAAUGUGAUAUAUUAAAAACAGCAUUUUA
This is a messenger RNA of Salmo salar (Atlantic salmon), 1688 nucleotides long. It is a transcript of the gene cib3, whose product is annotated as calcium and integrin binding family member 3. Gene Ontology annotation, biological process: calcium ion homeostasis. Gene Ontology annotation, molecular function: calcium ion binding; magnesium ion binding. NCBI's taxonomy places the organism in Eukaryota, Metazoa, Chordata, Actinopteri, Salmoniformes, Salmonidae. The record is from RefSeq and is a predicted model, not a curated record.